ACCCAAAAGAAAUAAACAGGCGUGUAACCUGCACGUGGCAAUCGCGCGUGCGGGCCAGCUGCACUUUCUUCUUCAUAAAACCCUAAGCCCUCCCCCAAAUCCAGCUCCAAUCCAAAAUCCUUCCCGCCGCUUUCCGUUGGCGGCGGUGCAAUUUUCUUCUUCACCAAACCCAGUGGACUAGGAGAGAAUUUUUAAUGGCGCUAUACAUCCUUUUCGAGUCGGCUUCCGCUUUUUCACUUUUCCUGGCUCAUGGGCUCGACGAGAUCGGGCAGAACACAGAGGCCGUUCGGAGUUCAGUUUCCGAUCUCAAUCGGUUCGGUAAAGUUGUGAAGCUCGCUGCUUUUCAGCCGUUUGAAUCAGCGCUCGAUGCCCUUAAACAAUGCAACUCGGUCUCUGAAGGGCUUAUGACUGAUGAAUUGAGGAGCUUUUUGGAGCUUAAUCUCCCAAAAGUCAAGGAGGGUAAGAAACCUAAGUUCAGUUUAGGUGUGUCAGAGCCUAAGAUUGGUUCACACAUAUAUGAAGUGACCAAUAUUCCUUGUCAAAGCAAUGAGUUUGUGCUCGAGCUUCUUCGUGGGGUUCGGUUGCAUUUUGAUAGGUUUAUCAAAGACCUAAAGCCUGGUGACCUAGAAAAGGCACAACUUGGUCUGGGGCACAGUUAUAGCCGGGCAAAGGUCAAGUUCAAUGUUAACCGAGUUGACAACAUGGUUAUUCAGGCCAUCUUCCUUCUUGAUACUCUUGACAAAGAUAUAAAUUCUUUCUCGAUGAGAGUCAGAGAAUGGUACUCUUGGCAUUUCCCCGAAUUAGUGAAGAUUGUCAAUGACAACUAUCUCUAUGCCAAGAUUGCAACGUAUGUGGAGAACAAGUCAGAGUUAUCUGAAGAUAAGAUCCCAGGCUUGACAGACAUACUUGGAGAUGAAGAUAAAGCUAAGGAGAUUGUAGAAGCUGCAAAAGCUUCAAUGGGACAGGAUUUAUCGCCAAUUGAUCUGAUUAAUGUGAAGCAAUGUGCUCAGAGGGUAAUGGACCUCUCAGAGUACAGGAGGAAGCUUUAUGAUUAUCUAGUUACCAAGAUGAAUGACAUUGCACCCAAUUUGGCAUCUCUAAUUGGUGAAGUUGUUGGGGCACGCUUGAUUUCUCAUGCUGGUAGUCUCACAAAUCUGGCGAAGUGCCCAUCUUCUACACUUCAGAUCCUUGGUGCGGAGAAGGCUCUUUUCAGGGCAUUGAAAACUCGGGGAAACACACCAAAGUAUGGUUUAAUUUUUCAUUCCUCCUUCAUUGGUCGAGCAUCUGCCCGAAACAAGGGUCGAAUGGCCCGUUAUCUUGCAAACAAGUGCUCCAUUGCAUCUCGAAUUGAUUGUUUUUUAGAUGGGAAUACCACUGCCUUCGGGGAGAAACUCCGUGAACAAGUUGAGGAACGGCUGGACUUUUAUGACAAGGGAGUUGCACCUCGCAAAAACAUUGAUGUAAUGAAAGCUGCAAUGGACGGUGCUCAAAACAAAGGAGCAGAGAUGGACGUGGAGGCAUCUGAACCUUCCGUAAAGAAGAGCAAGAAAAAGAAAUCCAAGGUUGAAGAGGAUGACACAAUGGUAGAAGAUAACUGCCAGGCCAAUACAAAUGGAGAUGCUUCUGUGGAUCUCAAAUCCGAAAAGAAGAAGAAGAAGCGAAAAUUAGAGCAGGAGUCUGAGGUGGUGCGAGAUCAGGCUCCCAUGAACUCAAAUGGUGCGAAUGGGUUCAGUGCGGAGGAAGGAUCAACAAAGAAGAAAAAGAAGCAGAGUAAAGAUGAAAAUGGACAUCUCCUGGCUGAUGGUGAGGGCAAGACAAAGAAGAAGAAGAAAAAGAAGUCAAAAAGCGAAGACAACGAGUGAGCUAAUUAUUUUUGUGUUUUAUUAAGAGCUAAAACUGUGUAGAUAUAUUGGAUAGAACCAGAACACUUCUCAAAAGCUGCCUCGAGUUAUAAUUUGAUUGCUUUCUCCCUUCGGCUUGGAUGUUAGAAUAAAGAGCAAUCUCUUGACAGUGAAUGAGAUGGAAGCACAAGCACUUUGCUGUCUCCAA
Molecule: messenger RNA, 2049 nt
Organism: Malania oleifera
Lineage: Eukaryota; Viridiplantae; Streptophyta; Magnoliopsida; Santalales; Ximeniaceae
Product: nucleolar protein 56-like
Exons: 8
Coding region: 195-1862 (555 amino acids)
Cellular component (GO): small-subunit processome; box C/D methylation guide snoRNP complex
Molecular function (GO): snoRNA binding
Source: RefSeq, a predicted model, not a curated record